UCUCCGCCCGGCGCCACCCGGGUCCCCGCGCGGGAAGCGGCUCAACCGGGAAGGCAGCCGGCGCCCGCGGUCUCCCGGCCGGACGCCCGCGUUCUUCCGGCCAGCCCCCCGCCGGGGGGGAGGGGCGCCGACGCCGCGUUCUCGGGGCCCCGCAGCCGGCGGAAGGGCCGCGCAUCGCGGAAGCUCGGCGGCAGCUGAAGAUCAGCUGCUGGAGGAGGCGGAGAGGGAGAGGGAGGAGCCUCGGGGGGAAGGAGAGGGAGGGGACCGUCAGGAAGCCGCGAACGCCGCCGAGUGUCUGCACACCUCGCUCUGCCUGCCAUGGCUGGUUAAAGAACCAUCCGGAUCGCAGCGCGGGGGGAGGGCCGGGUGGGGGGAGCGGCGGCCGCGCGUGAGGCCGAGGGAGGGGCGGCGGCGCGAGCGGCGGCGGCGGCGGCGGUUCCAGCAUGAAGAGGAGAGCUGGCCUGGGGGGCAGCAUGAGGUCAGUGGUGGGCUUCUUGUCCCAGCGGGGCUUGCAUGGGGACCCCCUGCUCACUCAGGACUUUCAGAGGAGACGCCUGCGGGGCUGCAGAAACCUCUACAAGAAGGACCUCCUCGGCCACUUCGGCUGUGUCAAUGCCAUUGAAUUCUCCAACAAUGGAGGCCAGUGGCUGGUCUCAGGAGGAGACGACCGCCGGGUUCUGCUGUGGCACAUGGAGCAAGCCAUCCACUCCAGGGUCAAGCCCAUACAGUUGAAAGGAGAGCACCAUUCCAACAUUUUUUGUCUGGCUUUCAACAGUGGGAACACUAAAGUGUUCUCUGGAGGAAAUGAUGAGCAAGUUAUCCUCCAUGAUGUUGAAAGCAGUGAGACACUGGACGUGUUUGCUCAUGAAGAUGCAGUAUAUGGCUUGUCUGUGAGCCCAGUGAAUGACAACAUUUUUGCCAGUUCCUCAGAUGAUGGCCGGGUUCUCAUUUGGGACAUCCGGGAAUCUCCCCAUGGAGAGCCCUUCUGCCUGGCAAACUAUCCAUCAGCUUUUCACAGUGUCAUGUUUAACCCUGUGGAGCCCAGGUUGUUGGCCACAGCCAAUUCAAAGGAAGGAGUGGGACUCUGGGACAUUCGAAAACCUCAGAGUUCUCUCCUGCGCUAUGGUGGAAACCUGUCCCUACAAAGUGCCAUGAGUGUACGAUUCAACAGCAAUGGGACCCAGCUCCUGGCCCUGAGGCGGCGCCUGCCCCCUGUGCUCUAUGACAUCCACUCACGCCUGCCUGUGUUUCAGUUUGACAAUCAGGGUUACUUCAACUCGUGCACUAUGAAAAGCUGCUGUUUUGCAGGAGAUCGUGACCAGUAUAUCCUUUCAGGCUCUGAUGACUUCAACCUGUACAUGUGGAGAAUUCCUGCAGAUCCAGAAGCAGGUGGCAUUGGUAGGGUGGUCAACGGAGCCUUCAUGGUGCUGAAAGGGCAUCGAUCUAUUGUUAACCAGGUCCGUUUUAAUCCUCAUACCUACAUGAUCUGCUCUUCUGGUGUAGAAAAGAUUAUCAAGAUCUGGAGCCCAUACAAGCAGCCAGGAUGUACUGGAGACCUUGAUGGUCGGAUUGAGGAUGAUUCCCGCUGCCUCUAUACCCAUGAAGAGUACAUCAGCCUCGUGCUGAACAGUGGGAGUGGCCUGUCGCAUGAUUAUGCCAACCAGUCGGUCCAGGAGGACCCUCGGAUGAUGGCCUUCUUUGACUCCCUGGUACGUCGAGAGAUUGAGGGCUGGAGCUCUGACUCAGACAGUGACCUCAGUGAGAGUACUAUCCUCCAACUGCAUGCAGGGGUCAGCGAGCGCUCAGGCUACACUGACUCAGAGUCCUCGGCCUCACUGCCUCGCUCCCCGCCUCCCACAGUAGAUGAGUCUGCCGACAGCGCCUUCCACCUGGGGCCCCUGCGGGUCACCACCACAAACGUAGUGGCCUCAACUCCACCAACACCCACGUGUGAGGACGCAGCCUCUCGCCAGCAGCGUCUGUCUGCUCUGCGGCGCUAUCAAGACAAACGCCUCCUGGCCCUUUCCAAUGAGUCCGAUUCUGAGGAGAAUGUCUGCGAGGUAGAACUAGACACAGAUCUCUUUCCCCGGCCACGGUCGCCCAGCCCUGAAGAUGAAUCCAGCAGUUCCAGCAGCUCUAGCAGCUCCGAGGAUGAGGAGGAGCUGAAUGAACGCCGAGCCUGUACCUGGCAGCGGAAUGCCAUGCGGCGCCGACAGAAGACAACCCGAGAAGAGAGGCCCAGCGCCCCAAUCAAGCCCACCAGCACCUACAUCGGAGAAGACAACUAUGAUUACCCCCAGAUCAAAGUGGAUGACCUUUCCUCCUCCCCCACCUCCUCCCCUGAGCGGAGCACUUCCACUCUAGAGAUUCAGCCAAGCCGGGCAUCACCAACUUCUGACAUAGAAUCAGUUGAGCGAAAAAUUUAUAAAGCUUACAAGUGGCUCCGCUACUCUUAUAUAUCCUACUCAAAUAAUAAAGAUGGAGAGACCUCCCUGGUGACCAGCGAGGCAGAUGAAGGGAGAGCAGGAACCAGCCACAAAGACAACCCAGCCCCUUCUUCCAGUAAGGAAGCCUGUCUAAACAUAGCAGCGGCCCAGAGGAACCAGGACCUGCCCCCUGAAGGCUGCAGCACGGACGCUUUUAAAGAAGAGACUCCUAGAAAUCCCAGCAAUGGCCCAGGCCAUGAGCACAGCAGCCACACUUGGGCAGAGGUGCCAGAGGGUACCUCUCAGGACACUGGCAAUAGCGGCUCUGUAGAGCACCCUUUUGAAACCAAGAAGCUCAAUGGAAAGGCCCUGAGCAGUCGGGCUGAGGAGCCGCCUUCUCCUCCUGUCCCCAAGGCAUCUGGCUCUACUCUCAACAGCGGGUCUGGCAGCUGUCCCAGGACCCAGUCUGAUGACAGUGAGGAGAGGAGCCUCGAAACCAUCUGUGCCAACCACAACAAUGGACGCUUACACCCUCGUCCCUCUCACCCCCACAAUAACGGGCAGAACUUGGGGGAGCUGGAGGCGGUGGCCUACUCUUCCCCUGGACACUCAGACACUGACCGUGAUAACUCGUCCCUGACAGGGACACUCCUACACAAAGAUUGUUGCGGGUCUGAAAUGGCCUGUGAGACCCCCAGUACUGGAACAAGAGAGGACCCCACUGACACCCCAGCCACAGAUAGCAGCAGGGCUGUUCAUGGCCACAGUGGCCUCAAAAGGCACCGAAUUGAAUUGGAAGAUACAGAUUCAGAGAAUUCCUCCUCAGAGAAGAAAUUAAAAACAUGAUAAAUACAAAGGGAAAACAAAAAGCUACAAAAGUAGCCUUAC
Molecule: messenger RNA, 3314 nt
Organism: Saimiri boliviensis boliviensis (Bolivian squirrel monkey)
Lineage: Eukaryota; Metazoa; Chordata; Mammalia; Primates; Cebidae
Gene: DCAF5
Product: DDB1 and CUL4 associated factor 5
Biological process (GO): negative regulation of fatty acid biosynthetic process
Cellular component (GO): cytoplasm; Cul4-RING E3 ubiquitin ligase complex
Molecular function (GO): protein binding
Source: RefSeq, a predicted model, not a curated record